Molecule: messenger RNA, 681 nt
Organism: Vigna umbellata (rice bean)
Lineage: Eukaryota; Viridiplantae; Streptophyta; Magnoliopsida; Fabales; Fabaceae
Source: RefSeq, a predicted model, not a curated record
AUGGAAGUUUGGGAAGAGGAACCUGAAGCUAUAAGGGCCGAUAUUAGCCAACUAAAAGAUCAAGUCGGUCAAAUCUUGGAGGCUUUGAAAACCAUGAAGAGUGUUGGAGAGACUUCGUCUAUAAAGGCCGACGAUAAUGCUCACCCUCCAGUACAUAACCCUGUAGGCACACAAUUCACGUUUCCAAUGUAUGGUUUGCCACCAGGUUACACACCGUCGAUCGGAGAUCAUUCAGAGGCAGAGCACACUUCUUUGGCAUUUCCCAUAAUAAAUAACGUACUUCCCAUUAGUACUCAAGGGCUUAUCCUCACGACAGAGACGAAGAUGAAUGAAACAUCCAAGUCUCCUCACACAGUUGUUGCAUAUGAUGUUUCGACUAAGGCCACCAUACACACGGGCACAGAAGAAGAGAAAAGUAAACUUGAAGUACUGGAAGACAGGCUAAAGGCCAUAAAAGGGUUUGAAAGUUACGGGUUUGAUGACGUGGCAAAGUUGAGUUUGGCCUCAGGAGUGACAAUUCCACACAAGUUCAAGGUGCCAGAAUUUGAGAAGUGCAAGGGUAACACAUGCCCCAAGAACCACUUGACCAUGUAUUGCCGAAAAAUGGCUGCUUACGCUCAUGACGAAAAAUUACUUAUCCAUUUCUUUCAAGACAGCUUGGCCAAAGUAGCGUUGAGUUAG